CCCCGCCCCCGAUUUCUUUUUUCCUUUUUUCAUUUUUCGGAUUGUUUCCUGCGACAAAGGAAGAUUCACGUUGUCUUACUUUUCAUUUCAGGCUAGUGCAACACCUAAGUAUCCGUAGGAGCUGAAUGCUCCGAGUUUAGCCGCUUAAUCUUCGGACCCACCUUGCCCCUUAUCGUUAACACUUAUCAACAAUGGUCCGGGAUCGCCCACAUCAUCAUUGCGCGUGACUUGGCGUCAGGAACCCGAUCCGACCUCCUCCUCUUCCUCCCCUCUUUGCAACCAACAUCUUUCCUUCCGAUUUCAAAACCAAGCCCGACGUACACUACUUUCCCACAACCAGAGCCGAAUCUAUUACCCACGACAAGCUCAGGCAUACAAGACCUUUUGCGCAGACAACGAACCAUCGCACCCCGAAGCGAUCUUGGGCCAACUGCCGAGCCCGGACAUCUAAGCGUUCUCUAAACACCCCGCCCCGCGCGCAACAGACAAGAUGAGUAGCCCACGAAGAAGAAUCGAGACUGAUGUUAUGAAGUACAGUCGCCUAUGUCACGCCACGACGUUGAUGACCAGCUAACCUGAUCUAGGAUGUGCGAACCGCCGACAAGCCCUUAUGUGUUUUCUAAACUGACCCGUGUAGGCUGAUGAGUGACUAUGAGGUCACCUUGGUGAAUGACAACAGUAAUGUAAGGUCAAGAUACAUCGAUCGACGUCCACUCACCCUAACGAUUAAACAAGGCAAGAGUUCUAUGUGCGAUUCAAGGGGCCUACCGAGAGUCACUCCGUUUGAAGGCGGCGUAUGGAAGGUCCAUGUCGAACUCCCCGACCAAUACCCCUACAAGUCGCCGAGCAUCGGAUUCGUGAACCGCAUCUUCCACCCCAAUAUUGACGAGCUAUCGGGUUCAGUCUGUCUGGAUGUUAUCAACCAGACCUGGUCACCCAUGUUCGACAUGAUCAACAUUUUCGAGGUCUUCCUGCCCCAGCUUCUUCGGUACCCGAACCCGACAGAUCCCCUUAACGGCGAGGCGGCGGCUCUGAUGAUAAGGGAACCCAAGAGCUACGACGCCAAAGUAAAGGAGUAUGUACAAAAGUACGCGAGCAAAGAUGCCGCCGACGAGGCCGGUGCCGAGAGCGACGACGACGAUGACAUGUCCUCCGUCGGCAGUUUCGGGGACGAUGACGAGGAACCGGCCGGUCGACUGGACGAUGUAUGAAGACGUUAACGACUUGGAAGUGGACCUCAGCUAGAAGAGCAUUCAUGGAACUGGCGUCGCAGGAAACUUAUAUCCCACAGGUUUCGAUUGGUCUUUGCAUUCUUCCACCCUCCCUGUCCUGCUCUUAAGAAGUGGCGGCCGGGAGGUUCGUUUUCAAUUUAAAUUUUUUUUGGGUUUAAUGGAUAUGGCAGGGCAUUUUAUGGGUAUCAACCUUGGAGUUCUACACGAGACGGAAUAGCACGAGGCGCGAACUGAAUUAUAACUACGGUCAUGCCUUGAACAGCGAGAUCUGACCGAUGGAGAUGGGGAGGCGUGUCAGCACACUCAUACUACCCCAGAUUGGAUCCCUGGUUAUUCGCACAAGUCAGCCCAGUUGCUUCCGGAGCAAUCAGAUAGUUCAAAGAUGUCGCAUUCGCACAUAGUACUGGCCACUUUCCACUGGUGUACGUGACUCGAAUCCAUUGUUCCGUUUAAAGGUUCAGAAAUGUAGGUACUCUUGUCUACUACAAGACAAUGUGACACGCAGUCGCCAUUGCCCCUUUCCUUACUGCAUUGUUCGGCAUGCUUUUCGCAUGUUAUGAACAUGCGAUUGUCACUCGUCUCGGUUCUUUUUUUUAGUAACGUCAAACCGAACCCUGGGUAUCUUCAAUCAACACAGAACCUGCCCAAACACCAUAUCCGUACACCUA
Colletotrichum destructivum is the source of this 1900-nucleotide messenger RNA. Its product is annotated as Putative ubiquitin-conjugating enzyme E2, ubiquitin-conjugating enzyme/RWD. Gene Ontology annotation, molecular function: ubiquitin conjugating enzyme activity. The transcript is spliced from 6 exons. The record is from RefSeq and is a predicted model, not a curated record. Gene Ontology annotation, cellular component: nucleus. Gene Ontology annotation, biological process: protein polyubiquitination; ubiquitin-dependent protein catabolic process. Bases 642 to 1211 code for a protein of 189 amino acids. NCBI's taxonomy places the organism in Eukaryota, Fungi, Ascomycota, Sordariomycetes, Glomerellales, Glomerellaceae.